GUUGGUGAUUGUGGUGCUGUGUUGGGCAGUUUCAUACCUUCUCCAAUAUCCAGCUAUUCUCCAGAAGCCGACAGUGCUGGUGGCUUUACUCUACCGACAGAGUAUUCUCCGUUGGACUGGAAAGCGGAAUUACUGGUCAGUCCGCAUAAUGCGGACAACGAGAUGGACGUGAAUCGACUCCGGUCCAGUCAUCCGACCCACGAAUCUGCUUUCGUGAUCCGAGAUGACCGUCUUUUGGGUGAGUAG
Echinostoma caproni is the source of this 246-nucleotide messenger RNA. The record is from the annotation of a GenBank genome assembly. NCBI's taxonomy places the organism in Eukaryota, Metazoa, Platyhelminthes, Trematoda, Plagiorchiida, Echinostomatidae.